UCGCCUUAAACAACUUCUCCAUGAAGAUGCUAGCUGUGUCCGUACUUGUUACAGCCAUGAUGGCUCUGACUACUGUUCUUCCAGAGGCAGAGGCCGCUGCUGUGAGAGGCCAAACAAUUCAACCAAAAGAUCAUGUUGUCAAGAGGUCCAUACUAUGCGAAUUUGGUUGGUCUCUGUACGGAGGCCGCUGUUUCCGCUACUUUCCAGGAGCCACCAGCUGGGCUGUGGCUGAGAGAUCCUGUCUCACUUUCAAUUCAAACCUAGCAUCUGUGCACGACAAAGAUGAGGAUCAUUGGAUUCAGCGUUUGGCAGGCCUCAACGCUGCGUGGAUCGGAGGCUCUGAUGCACAACAAGAGGGUUUUUGGUUCUGGUCUGACGGUACACCUUUCAACUAUGUCAACUGGUGUGGAGGAGAGCCUAAUAACCUUAGAGGCAGUCAGCACUGUCUACAAAUCAAUUGGACAGAUAACAAGUGCUGGGACGACGAAAACUGCAAUGUUGGGAGAGGAUUUGUCUGUGUCAGGAAACGCUGAUGAUUCCUGGACCAACACAGAGGCAUGAAGUACUUACCAUGAUGUGCAAACCUUGGAAGAUGUGUCUGUGUCCAUGUUUGUGCACUCGUCUGUAUUUGUGUCUUCAGUCUCAUACAUAACCUAAAGUCUUUAACUCUCUAAUCAAAUAUUUUUUAGCUAUCGCUGUCGCUAGACGUUUCAGUGAGGGUGCUCUGAAAUUUUGAAUUUCCCUUGACACAAAUAGCCUAUCAUUACACACACUCCUGCAGAUGCCCACCCACCUCUGUGGUUUACUAAGUGAGCGAAAGAGAGAGAUUGAUUUGAAGUUGCAGCUACAACAGCACCAUAGAACUCUGAUUAGCCCACCAAACAUAUUUCAAAUACCAGCCAACAAGCCGGGUUCAAAAAAUCAUUACUGCAGCUCUCAUACAUUGGCUCAGAAGAGUAGCCUAAUGCAGCAGGCCAAAUACACCACACAUAGUCAAGCACACACAUAAAAACACACGCGCAUGUAUCCUCACAGUUUUCACACUUGCAAAUAUGGUCAAAAUAAUGUAGUCAUAUGUCAAUGUAGUGACUUAAUAUAUCUAAAUAAGCCACUGAGGGUGAACAUGUUUUCUGGGCUAAAAAUAUACCAAUGUCCUGUAUAACUUUAGAUUUGGUGAUCCAUUUUCAUUCACAUUUCUGUAAAACACAUGUUCACUGUAAUGUUCUUCUACGAGACAGAGAUACGAGUAAAGUUCUUGCAUGGACCCCUAUCAGCUGACUCACCCACUGUGGCCUGGCUGUGCGAUCCCCUGGUCUAACGUCAUUUACAGCAGGGUGACGUUAAGCAUCCUCAGCAGCAAUCACGAAAAACGAGCGCCGUGCAAAUUCCCAUACUGUCUAUAGAGAUUCCACGUUGCACGGCGUUCGUACUCAUCGGAUUUUCUCUUGAUCGAUAUACGGCUUAUGCGAUAAACGCUGAUGGA
This is a messenger RNA of Perca fluviatilis (European perch), 1483 nucleotides long. RefSeq names its product ladderlectin-like. The record is from RefSeq and is a predicted model, not a curated record. Lineage: Eukaryota; Metazoa; Chordata; Actinopteri; Perciformes; Percidae. Gene Ontology annotation, molecular function: signaling receptor activity. The transcript is spliced from 7 exons. The coding region runs from base 21 to 533 and encodes 170 amino acids.